AGAAUUGAGCAACCCUAUUGCUGCUGGUACAUAUUCGCCGACUCACCCUCUCCUUUCCGACAUUCCUUCCAGUAACUUCUCAUUCCUGGCCCCUGCUGGCUCGUCCCAGCAUGUCGACGAUUCAGACAGUUCUGCGGUUCGCUCGAUCCGUGGCUUAUACUUCCGUCGAGGUCGUACGUGGCAUGUUGAACGUAUUGGGUAUUCCUACAGUUCCUCUGGUGAGGGCAAGCCUCCAAGUACUUCUUGUCGGUGCCCUAAAUGCGUCCUUCACGGCAUCAGAAUGGCCAUCAUCUUUGCAGCGAAUUUCACCAGGUGAUCCAAAUACUGGUGUCACCGAGACAAUGCUGACCAUGGCCAGAUACGGCAACCCCAACGCAGAAUAUCCCUAUGUCUGGUACGAUAUCCCUUGUGCAGGGACGCUCAAGAUCCUAGACUAGCAGUACUUCAACGCACAAGGACUCUACGUCUUUGACUGCAUCAUCAUCUUGUUCGACAAUCGCUUCACGAUGACGGACAUCGGCAUCCUCACCAACUGCAAGCGUUUCAAGAUCCCCACGUAUAUCGUCCGCUCUAAGGCGGACCAGCACAUUCGUAACGUCAUGAAGGAUAUGGGGUACGACAGCUGUGAUGAUGAGAACGAGGAUCAAA
Messenger RNA from Suillus paluster, 648 nucleotides. RefSeq lists its product as uncharacterized. The record is from RefSeq and is a predicted model, not a curated record. Lineage: Eukaryota; Fungi; Basidiomycota; Agaricomycetes; Boletales; Suillaceae. The transcript has a single exon. Bases 111 to 437 code for a protein of 108 amino acids.